CGCGCGCGCGACGCUCACUUCCUGCUCCGCGUUGCCUUGGCGACCGCGUACCUUUACGAUACAUUGACGAUACUAACACGAUACUAGUACGACAUUAAAUAUUAUUAUUUAUUUUCGAUUUUUUUAUAUCGAAAACUGUGCUGUGUGUGAAGUGAACUUGUAAACAUGGUUGACUGUGAUACAGCUGAGGUGACGGCGCUGAAACCCAGUCGGCUGCUGGGCAUGCGUCACGUGAUGGCGUGCCUCAUGUUCCUGGGGACCACCGUCUCCUAUGCCACGCGUGUCUCCAUGAGCGUCGGCAUCGUCGCCAUGACAUCCAACAACAGCUAUGGCCAUCCGGUGUUCUCCCACUGGACGCGCAGCAUCCAGGACACGAUCCUGUCCUCCUUCUUCUGGGGCUACAUCGUGCUGCAGAUCCCGGCGGGCUACAUCGCCGGCAGGUUCGGUGGCAAGUACCUCAUGCUAAUCUCCAUGGCAACCACUGGCGUCGUCAACUUGCUGCUACCCAUUGCAGCUAUCAAGGGUGACUACAUUGCGGUGUGUGCGUGCCGCAUCGUGAUGGGGCUGGUGCAGGGGCUGCUGUACCCCAGCCUGCACGGCGUGCUCGGCCACUGGGUGCCCGUUACCGAGCGCAGCCGACUCGGCACCUUCGUCUAUGCUGGAGCACAGCUGGGCACGAUUGUGGAGCUGCUAACAUCAGGCGUGCUAGCUGCCAGUCCGUGGGGCUGGCCGUCCGUGUUCUACGUGGCCGGCAUCUCCUGCAUCGUCUGGUCGGUGCUGUGGCUCAUAUUCGGCGACUCCACGCCCGACUCUAGCCGGUGGAUCUCUAAGGAAGAGAGGAAUUACAUCGAGACCAACGCUGGCUCCAACAAAAUUGGACAUGAGAAAAUACCAACUCCUUGGAAAAGUAUCCUGACGUGUCUGCCAUUCUGGGCGAUCUUGCUCGCUCACAGCGGUCAGAACUUAGGAUUUUGGACACUUCUCACCGAGUUACCGUCAUACAUGAAGAAUGUUCUAAAUGUGGACAUUAAAGAGAACGGGCAGUUGUCAGCUCUGCCGUACAUUGCCAUGUACAUCCUCAGCUUCUUCUUCAGCUGGCUGGCAGACUUCCUAGUGAACAGAAAGAUCGUGAGACUGGUCACCUCACGCAGAAUAUUCAAUACUAUCGCUCAAUGGGGUCCUGCUGUAGCUCUGCUGGGUCUAUCGUACCUGCCGGCCGGGAACUUGUCACUUGCUGUCAUUAUCCUCACCAUCACCUGUGGUCUCAACGGCGCUCACUACGUGGGCUUCAUGUUAUCUCACAUCGACUUGUCUCCGAACCACGCGAGCACCAUGAUGGGCUUUACUAACGGCAUUGGAGCGAUCUUCUCGAUCUUAGCUCCUCUCACUGUCUCUUUCGUUGUUGAAGACGAGACAAGUGCAGCUGACUGGCGGAAAGUAUUCUUCAUAUCAGUAGCAUUCUAUUUCCUGGUCAACUUGUUCUACCUGCUGUUCAUUUCUGCUGAUGUACAGCCAUGGAAUGAGCCCAAACCUUCGAAAGCUCUCGAAGAUGGAGUGAAGAAAUCAGAUGAAAAAAAAGCUGAUGAGAAGUCAAAGAAUACGGGCGAGCAUAAGUUCUGAUGACGCGAGGAGUUGACUGCUAGUCAUAGAUAUAGUAGUGAAGCAACGUUUGUUACAUGUUCGAGUACCAGGGGUCGUGGCUCGACUGCACGCAGGGCAUUCAUGUUACAAACUCCGACUGUGAUAUGUGUCUCUUAAUGGUCGCUGCUUUAAGUACAGUACAACAUUAUUAUGAUUUGUACAAUUGCCAGGUGGAAAUAAUUAUUUUCUUUAGUCUAAAAAUAUAGCAACGUCACAAAAUAUAAAUUCACUAACAUCAACAUCAUUAUUGCUAGUGAAAAUAUUUGCUCAAUUAUAUAGAGUAUACGAGUAUGAAAAGUUCCCAGUGGCAUAUCGUACCUAAUUAAAACUUAAUUCAGGAACUCGCGGGCUCACGUGCCCUCUUCAAAUUAUGACAAAUUGUGUUCGGAACUGCCUCAAGUUUGUCACAUUCCCUUUUGACAAAUCCAAUUAUACAACAGUUUGUCAUAUUUUAUGAGUACACUCGUUUAAUUAGAAAAUUUCCUGAAUAACUGCUUCCGUGAUUUAUGUCAAGUCAUGGGAACGUUUCCUUGCAAGUAUGCAUACUCUCGAGUGACUGACUAACCAUGAACCACGUUAUCCAUAGUGUUGAGUACUUCUAUGGGUUAAAUUUGAUUAGCCUUUGACGAAGUUUUUUGACUGUGAAAAUAUUGAUGUCAAUUUUAAUAACUAAUAUACAUUAGCAGUAUAUAAUGUAUAAACGUUUAUCAAAUAUAAUGCAGCGGAAACCAAAGAGGAUUCUGUAAACCACGCGACCAG
Spodoptera exigua (beet armyworm) is the source of this 2400-nucleotide messenger RNA. The record is from the annotation of a GenBank genome assembly. NCBI's taxonomy places the organism in Eukaryota, Metazoa, Arthropoda, Insecta, Lepidoptera, Noctuidae.